Messenger RNA from Perkinsus marinus ATCC 50983, 174 nucleotides. RefSeq lists its product as hypothetical. The record is from RefSeq and is a predicted model, not a curated record. The transcript has 2 exons. Bases 1 to 174 code for a protein of 57 amino acids. Gene Ontology annotation, biological process: phosphorelay signal transduction system. NCBI's taxonomy places the organism in Eukaryota, Perkinsozoa, Perkinsida, Perkinsidae.
AUGUUAAGUGAUCUUGGCGGAGCCCCCAACACGGACGGUGGAGUCGGCCUGAAAGAUCCUGUCAUACUAAGCGUAGACGAUGACCCUGUGAAUCAGAUGAUCAUACACUCGCUUCUCUCCGCGGCCGGCUAUAGAGUAGAUGAGGCUAUGGACGGCUUUGAGUGUCUCGAGUAA